AAACCCGAGAGAAUUCAAGAAGAAGAAGCAAAGUAAGCGAUUUUGUUAAGACUCAAGGGUGGGCAGCAGAAAGUGAAGUGCAGAAGAAACAACGACUCCAAAGAGAGAGUGGCGAGGAGAGAAGAGAAGACAAGAUCUGCGAAAACAACAAGAAGAAGAAGAUGAGCGGCGCUGCCACUGUUUCUGCGAGCGAAGCCCACAAGUUGGUUUGGGAAGGCUCCGUCCCUCUUCUCAUUCAUCUCCAUGAUUCCGAAGUCACCACUCUCCCUCCCCCUCCACCCGCUCUCGUGUUGGCACCUCGGUUAGGGUACUUGCCAUUGUUGAUUUCUGAAUUGAAGCCUUAUUUCAGCAGCACGCUUCCUCCUGGAGUUGAUACGCUUUGGUUUGAGUACAGAGGACUUCCUCUCAAAUGGUAUAUACCAACUGGAGUUCUUUUUGAUCUACUAUGUGUGGAACCAGAAAGGCCGUGGAAUUUAACAGUACACUUUAGAGGAUAUCCUAGUAAUUUGUUGCUUCCUUGUGAAGGUGAAGACAGUGUAAAGUGGAGCUUUAUUAACUCACUAAAAGAGGCUGCAUAUGUAACAAAAGGGAACUGCAAGAAUGUCAUGAACAUGUCCCAAUCUGAUCAGGUGGAGCUCUGGCGCUCUGUGUUAAAUGGUAAUUUGGAAUCUUAUCAGCGGGUGUCAUCUAAGCUUAAGCUUGGAACUUUUGAAGAUGAAUAUACUGAAAAUAUUAGUGCAGUCUCAACUGCGUCUCAGCAAAAUAGUGGGGAGGCAGAUGCUGCUGCACAAGUGAAGAGUGGAAGGAUUCCUGUUCGGUUAUAUGUAUGGACUGUCACUGAGGACUUUGAUGAUUUAGAAAGUGCACCUCAAAUUGAUAAUUGGGACAAAGUCCAUUCUUUUGGUGCAGGCAAAUACUUCAGCUUAAAUGAUGCAAUCAAAUCCCUUCUUCCCGAGUAUUUUCCAGGAAGUUCCUUUGACAAUUUAGGAGAUGCAAGCACCAAGCAAAGUGUAGGAGAUGAGCGAGAAAAUACAUGUGAUCCUGACUCAUCUUCCCUUCCUCUCGAGAAUGCCGAAAUCAAGCUCGUGCGCAUUCAAGGCAUAGAACCAUGUUUGGAGAUACCCUUUUCUUGGGUAGUUAACAACUUAAUGAACCCUGAGUAUUUUCUUCACAUCUGUGUUUGCUUGAAAGUUUCAGAAGCCAAUGCAUUGCAAUAGGUUUUGAAUUUAGUUGUGCUAGGAAAUAUAAUUACUGGAAAAAUCAGAAAGUUACAAUUCUUUUGUACAUAAUUGUACAGAACCAAAUUAUAUUCAUUUCACAAUUCGUUUGGUUUUUUCUA
This is a messenger RNA of Arachis duranensis, 1339 nucleotides long. Its product is annotated as autophagy protein 5. The record is from RefSeq and is a predicted model, not a curated record. Bases 162 to 1217 code for a protein of 351 amino acids. NCBI's taxonomy places the organism in Eukaryota, Viridiplantae, Streptophyta, Magnoliopsida, Fabales, Fabaceae. The transcript has 8 exons. Gene Ontology annotation, biological process: cellular response to nitrogen starvation; autophagosome assembly; C-terminal protein lipidation. Gene Ontology annotation, cellular component: cytoplasm; phagophore assembly site membrane; Atg12-Atg5-Atg16 complex.